CUGAGCUAAAACUUGAGCCGCGUUGUUUUUAGCCCAUAUUUGUUCACAAUUUGGCAAAUUAGCACUAUUUAAAGCAUGCCGAAUUAGAUAUUAGCAGUUUAAGUGUGUAAUUUAUCCACGAAUAUGCAGACAACUGCAACUGGAUUACUCUGACACAGAAGAAAACUUUAAAACGUGAUUUUCUUUCCCGUCUUUUGUCCUAUGAUUUUGAUUAAUGGACGUGUAUUCGUAAUGGACAUUGAUAUCUUCAGACACACCAGAUACCAGCUUCCCCAGACCUGUUUAUUGCCAUUCUCUACCUGUCCACCAGAGGCCCUCAGACUCUUCACAUCACCCCCCCACUCACCUGCUCACCUGCUUCCACUCUCCCUCAUCAGCCCUUCAGUAUAAAACCGGCCCAUAUUCGCUCAUUCUCGGCCAGAUCAUCAGAAUUUCAAGGUUCCUCAUCCCUUGCUUUUCCAGCCUCUGACCCCUGCAACCUGACCUCUGGAUCUGCAGCUACCUGAACUGUUCCCUGCCCUAUUCCUGCUGUCCUCUGGACUCAUUAACUCAGUUUGGACAUUGUAGUAAGCUGCAUCCCCAUCAAUCAUCAGGACUUUUAGCCAUAUUUAUGCCAUGAACAACACUGUACCCUGCAGGGAUUAACUUCAUUUAAACUCUAAGAAUCAACAGUUUUCAGAGCUGUUUAGCUGCGUUCUGUUUAAUCCCUGCUAACACGCCCGAGGCAGUGUGCACAACCUGUGCAACAAACACCAACAUGCGCACACGCAGAGUGGAGCAUACUCACUUUUCGAGGACAGAGAGGGGUAAGAGGCUCAAGGCUCCUCCCUGAGAGUUUGUGAAAACAUUCCAGCAAAGUGAGAGCGGUCAAAGAAUUGGAAACUCUCAGAGCGGCCUCUUAUACUCACGCUCUAUCCUUUCUCACGUCUUUGUACAUAUAGUUACACUGUGUACAAAGUGUUUGUGUGAAGCUCUGCAGACCAACACGUCAAGGAGAGGAAAAAAAACCUGAAGGAGCAUCUAAAGUCUGGACAAAGACACUGAGCUGUCCCCAUUGAUCGGCUCAUAAUGAAGCCGGUGUUUGUCCUCCUUGUUUCCGCUGCCUGGACUUUGACUGGAGCCCAGUAUUACUACCAGGGGCUGAUGGAUUAUCUGGAGAACAGGUUGUUGGCUAUUGAGGACCGCAUGCAGUUGUGGCACGAUCAGUCUCAUCGCUACCACACAGAGCUGCUGGAUUUCAAAAAGCUAACUGCUGAGGCCAUGGACGGGCUGAAAAAUGAACACGGCAUGAUGUUCAAAGACCUGGAAGGAGCCGCGGCCCGAGUGGACCGGGUGGAGAGAGAAAUGGACUACGUAGAGACCCAGACUUCCCCUCGGGCCUGCGCGAAUAAAGCAGACAAGGUGGUGGAGCAAGGAGCCUGGGGACUGGAGGAGAGCAGAGGAGGAGAGGAGGAGGAGGACUGGCAGGAGCUGCACUCCAGAGUCACUGACUGUGUGGAAAUCAUCUCUGGCAUCAGAUCAGUGAAGAUCCUGAAGAGAGUGGGCAGUCCUAAGGGCAUGUGGACCAGAGACUCCAGGUCGUCCAGAGUUUACGUCUUUAACGGGACAUCAGGAGACAGCAUCUACCAGUUUAACUCUGUACAAGACUUCUCCCGCUCUUUUGGCGUCAACGGCAGCCGACAGAUCAGACUGCCCUCUGACUGGAGCGGUCCUGGCAGCGCUGUUUAUAACGGCUAUCUGUACUACAUACAGGAGGAGGCUGAUGCAGAUGUGCAGGUGGUCAAAUAUGACCUUCUGAGUGGCUCUGUGAUGGACACCGCCAUGUUCCCAGUGGAGAGCCAAGCUACGGUUUACAGCCUAAACCCAGAAACUGUUGCGGAUCUUGCAGCCGACAGCGAAGGGCUUUGGCUCUUAUAUGCCACCAGCAGCGACGAACCAAACAUUCACCUGGCAAAGAUGGACCCCGACACGCUGGAUAUAGAACAAAUCUGGGACACCCGGUGCCCUCGAGAGAACGCAGAGGCGGCUUUUGUAGUCUGUGGGACCGUCUAUGUCGUUUACAACACACGUAUGGCCAGCAGGUCCCGAAUCCAGUGCCUGUUUGACGUCAACGACAUGGUGGUCAGUGAGGAGGCUCCCCUGAUCUACUUCCCCAGGAGGUACGGAGCCCACACCAGUUUGAAAUACAGCCCCGAGGAGAAACAGCUGUACGGCUGGGACGAUGGAUACCAAAUCAUUUACAGACUGAGCAUGAAGAGGAAGCUCCUGGUGUGACAGCGGGGAAGUGGUGUGUUCAGAGGCAGAUAUGAAGAAUAGGAGCAGUAGCCUUCAGACUCUUAAUUAACAGUAGAUUUAAAAGACCAGUGUUUAAGAUUUAGUGGGAUUUAAUGGCAUCUAGUGUUGACGUUUGCAGAUUGCAACCAGCUGAAACUUCUCCUGGUUUGAAUUCCGUCAGUGUUUAUUGGUCACAAGGUUUUUAAUGUACGACAGAUUAUCCACAGAGGUCGCUCCCUCUCCAAAACAAACGGACCAGGGCUCUGAUUUAGAGUGUGUAGGAUCUACACUAAAAGGUGAUUUGGGAUGUGAUGGUGAGAUGGAGCUGAUGAAAAAUUAGCAGAAUUCAAUAGGCUGGUUUCCAUUAACCCUCUAAUUGCGCAAACUGAAAUUGCGUUGACGAUGUCUGAAGAUGACGACCCGCUCUCUAUGUAGAUAUAAAUAGCUCAUCUAAGAUUACGAAAUCACAACAAUUCUUUUUUUUGAGAUGUUUAUACACAAAUUAUAUUUUACUCCAUUUCAGCCUAUACUUCCCUCUAAAUCCUCCACACUGGACCUUUAAGACACACAUUUUUGGCAAAAGAAUUAGCCUUUGCACUCCUAUUUAUUAAUUUGACCUUUUUCUUUUGUGUGUAAAAUACCACAACAAAACAUGAAAAUGCCACUCAGUUCAUUAGAGGCUGUCAAGUUGUACUUGCUAUGUGGUGUUUUGUGUCCUCCCCUCUAUUUAAUU
Plectropomus leopardus (leopard coralgrouper) is the source of this 3007-nucleotide messenger RNA. It is a transcript of the gene olfml3a, whose product is annotated as olfactomedin-like 3a. Gene Ontology annotation, biological process: signal transduction. The record is from RefSeq and is a predicted model, not a curated record. Lineage: Eukaryota; Metazoa; Chordata; Actinopteri; Perciformes; Serranidae.